CGGCUGUGGAGCAUUUGUCUUCGAGCUCAGUCCAGAUCUCAACGACGACUGCCUCUUCGACGUCGUCCGACGGCGGCAGUCACACAGGCAUGAUCGACAUCAUGGGCUCGAGUCCAGCACAGCUCUGACUUGACCACCCACCAUCUUUGCUGAAAUGUCUGACUUCGUCUAUUCUGACUUGACUUACUGCACUCUUUGUGAUCGCUAUUUUCCGGGCGAAGAGGCGAGAGCUCAACAUGUGCAAGUGUCGCCUAACCACCCCCGGUGCGACACCUGUAACCGUCGCUUCGCUAAUAAGAACUCGCUUCGCAAUCAUUAUGUAUAUUCACCUCGUCACCACUACUGUGCGGUAUGCGAGCGCAACUUCCGUACUGCAGCUGGUCUGCAUGUGCAUAUCGAGUAUGCUGCGGUUCAUCGCGAUGACAGCGACUCAGAUGAAGAGGACGACGAUUUUGAUGACUCCUCCGAAGGGUGGGAGGAUGAGAUUGGGGAGCGGGUAUUCCCAGAGGAGAACGGACGGGAAUAUCAUGACGGCUCUGAGGACGAGGAAGACCCUGAUUAUUGGACUGACGACGAUAUGGAAGAGUUCGAGGAAGAACGAGACGGCUACCAUGGCUUCGCGCGUUCACCCGCCUCUAUCUCUCGCGCACAUCCCUCGCACAGUACUACAGUGCACAACCGUCAGCCCACCGAGAACCAGUGCGUGAAUGGGGAGGUCGAGUCGCCUGACGCCGAGAAGCCCCCGACAUCAGGGCUUUUCUUCAGUUGCCCACUCUGCCUGGAAGCCCCAAAGGAGACCAGCGCAACGAGGUGUGGUCACUUGUUCUGCACAUCGUGUAUUCGCACGGCGCUGUCGAAUAAGAAGAUGUGCCCUGUCUGUCGAGAGUUUGCAGUACCGAAGCAACUGAGGAGGAUCUACCUGUCUGCCGCAUAGUCUCGUUCUUGCUCCUGUGCGCUACUAGCC
Molecule: messenger RNA, 964 nt
Organism: Phanerochaete carnosa HHB-10118-sp
Lineage: Eukaryota; Fungi; Basidiomycota; Agaricomycetes; Polyporales; Phanerochaetaceae
Exons: 5
Coding region: 155-934 (259 amino acids)
Molecular function (GO): metal ion binding
Source: RefSeq, a predicted model, not a curated record